Priapulus caudatus is the source of this 1823-nucleotide messenger RNA. RefSeq names its product zinc finger protein 45-like. The record is from RefSeq and is a predicted model, not a curated record. Gene Ontology annotation, molecular function: RNA polymerase II cis-regulatory region sequence-specific DNA binding; DNA-binding transcription factor activity. The coding region runs from base 492 to 1523 and encodes 343 amino acids. The transcript is spliced from 3 exons. Gene Ontology annotation, biological process: regulation of transcription by RNA polymerase II. Lineage: Eukaryota; Metazoa; Priapulida; Priapulimorpha; Priapulimorphida; Priapulidae.
CACCUUGUAGGCACCGCCACUUUGCGCAUUUUACUGGGACGAGUAACCACCCUUCAUACCUGCUACGUGGUUCAGGAUUUAAGGCAGCAGUUCAUAAUCGGAGCCGACUUUCUAUCAGCCAACCGAGUAAACAUUGACUUCGACCGUGGAGUGCUCGCACUAGGUCAGAAUGCGGAACGCCCUCGUCGAAAAGAAGGUUCGCGAGGCAGGAGUGCGAGCUGUUUGACGUAACGGACGUACCGGGCGUGCUUCUGGAGUGUGACGAGGCCAAGUCCGACGAUGAGAUCGGUUCGGGCGGAGGAGCGUACGCGGGAGGAGCGGCAGCGAUCAGGUCUUGCUGUCAGGAAGCCUACGUGCCGGGCAUCUACGGAGACGCAUGCGCGCCGCGCGUCACUACUCCCGCGCUCAUCGACCACGACUACAUCUACAACGCAUGCUGCACUGACGUCGCUAAUGUCGUCGCCGUGCCGACGUCUCCCGGAGAGUUUAAGAUGCAGGCGGUGGUAGAGGGCGCCGCUUACGUCGGUGCGGUGGCGGAGAACGAAGUGUCGAGGGUUAAGGACGAUCGACCAGCGUCCGACAGCGACACAGAGACGGCCGAGGAAGCAGACGGGGGCCCCGUGGUAGGUUCGGACGUCGAAGAGGAAGCCAGGGAAGCUUCAGACGUCGAAGAGAAACUCGACUCUGACUCGGCGCUACUCGAGGAGUUGCUUCGCGAGCAGGAGAGCGAGCCGACGACGGAGAAGUGGCAGCAGCGGCACCCGAGGAGUGCAUCCAGUAAGGUGCAGAGCUUCAUACAGCGCAACCACGCGGUGUCCGACGACGCUGGCAGCAGCGACGACGAGUGGAUGCCGUCAGGUGACAAUUCACACGGCGCGGCCCCGAAGCGUGGUGGCCGCCCGCCGGGCAACGACCCGGACGCCGCGGCCCCGAAGCGUCGCGGCCCGCGGCCACGACGUCUCUCACACGAGAACUCGCUGGUCGCCGCGUGCCCCCGCUGCCGCGCGAUCCUACUGCGCACCGACCUUCAAAACCACGAGCGCGAGUGCGGCCAUGACGGCAGCAGCGGCGGCGCCGCCUACAUCUGUGAGUACUGCGCGAAGACGUUCUCGGUGCGCAGCCAUCUUUCUACGCACAUCCGCAACCAGCACAGGAAGCGGGCGUGCGUCUGCGAGCAGUGCGGUGUCGUCUCUGCCUCCACCAUGGCGCUGUACGCGCACAAGAUGUCGUGGCACGGUGAGCGGCGGAUCGCGUGCUCCGCGUGCGACCGCCGCUUCUUAUCACCCUUCGCGCUGCGUAAGCACGCACGGCGCCACGACGCGCACCGCCCCCGCACGUUCUCGUGCUCUUACGCUGGCUGCCGGCGCGCGUUCUACGAGGCGAAGCACCUCGAGGUGCACAUGCUGCGGCACACCGAUGAGAAGCCGCUGCAGUGCCGGCACUGCGACUUCGUCUGCCGCCAGCGAAACUCCAUCAACUACCACGUGAGCAAGUACCAUCCCGACAAGGCGCCGCACAAGUAGGGGGCGCUGUGAUCCCUGCGAGGUCACCGGGGGGAGGGGGUAUUGCCACUAGGGGGCGUCACCGAGUGUCUGGGGUUUUGGCUGCUGCGUCUGUCUUCUUGUGCAUGUACUACUUUUAUACUUGUAUCUUGUAAUGUACACCAAGAUGUGUGAUGUGUUUGCAAGGUUUUUAUUUACGAAUUUUGUAAUUUUACCUUUGGUUGUAUGUUAGUAGUUCUGUUGGUUGCAAUGUAUAUACGUACAUAUAUAUAUAUAUAUAUACUAUAUAUAAAGUGUUGUGAGUAUACAUAGUCAUAUAUA